AUGCCACAAGACGAGCAUGCGAAUUUGGAACCGCCGCCAAGGAAGAGUAUGGAGGAUCCAGGUGCACACGACCUUGAAUCUUCCGACGACGACGACCAUUUUUCAGACGCCCAGUCUGAUCUCAAGACAACAUCUGGCAACAUUUCCCCCGUGCCAUUGACCAGAGUCGAGAAAGUCGACGGCGAGCCUAGCCAUGGAGAAGUUCCAGGGACAGAUGCUUAUGACAAGAGGGUGCAGGAUGCCGCGCCUGAUGAGAUAGAAGUCAUUCCCGACGGAAUUGUGUCUAGGUCGAGAUCUGCUACCACUACUCGACCUUCUACGCCCGGAGGACAGCCCAUUCCAAUUACAGUUGUUGAGAAGGUUAACCCAGAAGCUCCCAGUCAUGGAGAGGUCCCAGGGACACUGGCACACGAUAAACGUGCUGCAGAUGCAGUGCCAGAUGUGGUAGUGAGAACUGGGUCGCAUAGUCGUUCAGCAAGUGGUCGGUCGAGGGCAAGCAGCACUCCAGGGGAUCAGCCGAUCCCCGUUACAAAGGUCGAGAAGGUAGAUUCUACACCCAGCCAUGGAGAAGUGCCAGGGACCAAAGCCUUUGAUUUGAGAAAAGGGGAUGCUGAACCAGAUAUUGUGGAGGAGGUAGGAGACGCACCAGGUAGGAACAACCCCUCGCGUUGCAUUUCAGAACCAUUGACCAGAUCAGGGUCGCCAACGUUGCCUGGUGCUAGAUCCCAACCCAUAAGCCACACGCGGCGGAAGUCAUCUAUAGCGUUGAAGAAGGCUUCAGCUAGCGAUGACUACAAUGAGGAGGAAGAUGGUUCAGACGGAGAGUUUGGCGAUGAUUUUGAUGAUUUCGAGGAAGGGGAGGACGAUGCUGAGUUUGGGGACUUUGAUGAAGGGUUUCAAGAACCAACAGCUACUUCCCCUCCGCAACAGUCUUUUCCAUCCCCGCCUUUAUUUCCAGUACUAGAUUUCGCCUCCCUCUCAACCCCUUCCGAAAUCCACACAGCAACAGAACCCUACCUAAACACCCUCUUUCCCCCCGACACAAUAGACACCUCCAUCCUCCCACCUCUCAUCGCCGAAAACCCCAUCUUCCCCACCCCCCGCUCCGCCUCCCUCUGGUCCCAACUGGUCGCCCCUCCGCCCCUCCAACCCCCAAACUGGAUCCGCUCGCGCAUCCGCCGUCUCUUCCUCGUCUCCCUCGGCGUCCCCGUAGACCUCGACGAGAUCCUCCCCGCCUCGAAACAGAAAAAACUCAUCCUCCCCUCUAUAAACCUCCAACCCCGCACCUCCAGCGACUCGCGCUCCGUCUCGCGCCUCAAGCAAGAAAAUUCCUCUUCCACAUCCCUCGACUCCCAAGACCAAACCAAACGCUCCGACUCGCGGCGUCGCAAAGGACCUCCCCCCGCCCCCUCCCUCGACUUAGUCUCCGCACGCCAAUUAUGCGCCAUCACAGACGAGGCGCUGAACGGGCUGACGAUGAACGAGCUGAAGGAGCAUGUUGCGAGGUUGGAGGCCAUGCAGGGCACCGCGAACGAGGUGCUCGAGUAUUGGACCAAGAGGACUGAUGAGAAGCUGGGGGAUCGGGAGGCUUUUGAAGGCGUGAUUGAGAAUCUAGUCAAGCAUGCUAGGAAGACCAGGAAAUAA
Molecule: messenger RNA, 1644 nt
Organism: Lachnellula hyalina
Lineage: Eukaryota; Fungi; Ascomycota; Leotiomycetes; Helotiales; Lachnaceae
Exons: 3
Coding region: 1-1644 (547 amino acids)
Source: RefSeq, a predicted model, not a curated record